AUGGACCAAAACGUAACAUAUCGAAGCCCUCGAAAUGCUGCAAUGCCCAACGAAGGCCGCACCAGCCAACAAGGUGACGCGCGCAGCAAGGAUGACCAGAGAGCUUUCAGCACUGAUAAAAGCAAAGAUAUGAGCUCGUCGCGCAGAUCUCCGUCCCCGUCGUCGUCUUUUGCUCCUCCGCGACGCCCCGAAUCACGACCACGACCACCUCGCGAGCAGCAGCAACCUCACCCAGCACUUCCCCGAGAUAACCUCGGCAGGGGGCGAUCGAUUGAACGACCCCUGGAGUCCUUCAACCCCAGAAAUCAGCGUCGCGAGCCGUCAAACUUAUCGGCACAGGGCUCUGUCGAGGGAGCGCGUCAGGGAGCGCGUCAAAACCGUCGAUCGAGGCAUCGAAGUCGAGAGCGACCACGGCGUCAGUCGAGACACCGAUCGCCACCGCGGCCGCCGCAGGAGCCUCGACGAGGGUUUGCACCUGAUUCCAUCUUCGAUCGCCCUGCCCGUUCAGGGCAUCUAGAUCAGCCUGACACUGCAAAGGAGAGGGAGCAAGAUCUUCCCCACCGCAACACUGCCGCUCGCGAACCAUCGCGUCUUGCCUCCUCCCCAGCUUCAACUUCGAAACGGCCAAGAAGUCCCGGGCCACAAGUAGCAGAUUCAGAUCAUUCAGCCAAAAGGCCGCGUCGCGGUCCCAGUCCUCAAACCGACGAACCCUAUCAUUUCGACAAUCGUUCAGCACCAGACAAGGCAGGCCCGAGGAGGGAGGAGCAUCCCCAGCGGCCGUUUUCUCCGGGCCGACCGCGGUCGCGAUCUCCCGGUUACGGUCGCGAUUUUGACCGACGUGAGAAGCGUAAAAAGAAGAAAAAGAAGAACAAGAACCGUCGCGACCGCUCAAGGUCUCCGAAUCGAGACAGGGACGAGUUUGGACGUCCGGCUCCUAGUGGCCGCAAACCUCUUCCCCAGCCAGGGAGGGACUCUGGAGGAAGACGUCGAUCUCGUUCGCCUCUAGUACCCGAUCGUCCGCGAUCUUUCUCCCGUGGUCGAUCGCCGCAUUCUCCAUCUCACGGCGCCGAACACCCGCCAUUCUCUCCAUCUCAACAAGGACCACCUAGGGGCCGAGGACGCAACCCCAGCCGUGACUUUGACGCACAACCGGAGCGGAGGCAUCACGCCGGGCGAGCAACGCCCCCACCACCCGAGGUCCCGCGAUCACGAAAGAAGGGCAGAGGCCGUGAAGAGCGGCACUCCCGCAAGUCGCAAGCACCUCGUGUGUCUGGGGCCAACAGCGUUGAAGUGAACAUGUCGGCGAGGGGAAGCGGCUAUCGCGGCGGCUACGGCCCAAGUGGUGGCUAUCAGAUGCAGGCUCCAUACGCCCAAGGGCCUCCCACAGGACCUAGGCGAUUCUCGCACUCUUCGGGGCAUGCAACACCAAACAGCUUUCAUGGAACACCGCCGCCUCAAUCCCCCUAUGGUGGAAGCCAAGGCUGGGGCGGGCAACAACAAUAUCAAUCCCCUAGCUAUAUGCAUCAAUACCCUCCCAACGGAGGUUAUACGCCCAACGGACCUCACAAUCCAGGCAACUUUACUCCAACGGGGCCACACGGCCAAUAUCAUCAGUCACCGUCAUAUGCUCCGCCGUCAGGCCCCAAUUCACAAUAUUCAUACCCACAAGGUCCCGCCCGCGGUGGUCACCGAGGCGGCUUUAGAGGAGGAAACGCCUUCAACCAAGUCGGGCGAGCUGGGUAUCGUGGGAAUAGUUUCAAGAGUGCGAGCCACAAUGGGAGUGUACAUGGUGGUAGUGUACAUGGAGGCAGCGUUCAUGAAAGCAGUGUCCAUGGAGGUAGCGGCCAAGCUAGCCCCGCUGCAGCUUCAAACGUUGGGGAAUCAGCAACACAGCAAGCUCAUGAACAUCCUAAUGAGCAAGCCAAGGAUGAUGAAAAUCCUUUUAGACCUUCUAAAGAUCUGCAGGUCGAAGAUAACAGCCAGUCGGGACAUGGCGAAGACAGUUCCCAACCGCAACAAGACCAGCCACAAAAAACAAUGCCUCAAACCGAAAGACAACCGCCGAGUGGCCCGUCAAACCCAAAGAUCAAGUUUCAAUUCAAAUCUUCCUCCAAGGUGCCUGCAACAAUACCGAAGCCAGAGAUCUCAUCCAAGUUCAACGCAUUACCGCCGACGCAGACGAAAGCUCAACAGCAGCAGCAGCGCCAAGAAGCCAUCAACAAGGAGAGAAAUCUUCCCCAAGAUGUGCCAACAGGGCCGGCAUCUUCAAGAUCUCGUCAAGACAGGGGCCCACGGCCACCGCCUGAUGCGCCUAGGCAGCCAUCAAGCCAACAACCCCAGUCCCGGUUCAGGAUGGUGAAGAAAACAAUGAGACGGCCAAUAAGAAAGGAAGGGUUGCCGACAGAAAUGGCGAACUCGGACUCAGUGUAUUACCGGAAGCCGGGCAACGAAUCAGUCGUCGGUGCCGGAACAUACGGCAAAGUCUUCAAGGCGAUCAACGUCUACACUAACAACCUAGUGGCCCUCAAAAGGAUACGAAUGGAAGGAGAGCGGGACGGGUUCCCGGUGACGGCUGUUCGCGAGGUCAAACUGCUGCAAUCGCUGAGGCAUAUCAAUAUCGUAAAGUUGCAGGAGGUUAUGGUGGAGAAGAACGACUGUUUUAUGGUCUUUGAGUACAUGUCGCAUGACCUGACAGGGCUGCUGAAUCACCCAAGCUUCAAGCUGGAAGCCGCACAAAAGAAGGACUUGGCAAGGCAAUUGUUUGACUCGCUGGACUACCUACACCGGCGAGGUGUCCUACAUCGCGACAUCAAGGCUGCCAACAUCCUAGUGAGCAACGACGGUAUUUUGAAGCUGGCUGAUUUUGGUCUCGCACGAUUCUACGCAAAGCACCACCAACUCGACUACACCAAUCGCGUCAUCACGAUAUGGUAUCGAUCACCAGAGCUGCUGCUUGGGGAGACGCGGUACGGCCCUGCGGUUGACAUCUGGUCAGCGGCCUGCGUCAUGGUGGAGAUAUUGACGCAGUAUGCCAUCUUCCCCGGCGAAGGGGGCGAGAUCAGCCAGCUGGAUAAGAUAUGGGCGGUGCUGGGGACGCCAAGCCGAUCUGAGUGGCCGGAGCUACUGGAGAUGCCCUGGUUUGAGCUGUUGCGGCCGACCUUCAAGAGGCCCAACAACUUUGCCAAACUGUACCAGCACCGCGUGACACCCGCUGCAUUUGACCUGCUUGAGGCAAUGUUUCGCUUCGAUCCUGCCAAGAGGCCUUCUGCUGCCGAAAUCUUGGAACAUCCUUAUUUCACAGAGGAGGAGCCGGCUCCAAGACAGGCUGUUGAGCUGGCCACUAUCGAAGGUGACUGGCACGAGUUCGAAUCAAAACAGCUGCGGCGCAAGAACGAGGCCAAGGAGAAGGAGGCGCGGCGGGCUGCUCGUGCCGAAAAGGAGAAGGAAGCGGCUGGGGCCGGGGGAUCUGACAAGAAGAGGCCGCACGACCAAACCGCUGUGGCGUCGGAGCAGAGCCAGCCGGACGCCAAGAGGCAGAACGUGGACGGCAGGCCGCCGGCGCAGGAGAAAGCCGGCGACGCAGGGUAG
Pyricularia pennisetigena is the source of this 3588-nucleotide messenger RNA. RefSeq lists its product as uncharacterized. The transcript has 3 exons. NCBI's taxonomy places the organism in Eukaryota, Fungi, Ascomycota, Sordariomycetes, Magnaporthales, Pyriculariaceae. Gene Ontology annotation, molecular function: cyclin-dependent protein serine/threonine kinase activity; cyclin binding; RNA polymerase II CTD heptapeptide repeat kinase activity. The coding region runs from base 1 to 3588 and encodes 1195 amino acids. The record is from RefSeq and is a predicted model, not a curated record. Gene Ontology annotation, cellular component: cyclin/CDK positive transcription elongation factor complex; nucleus. Gene Ontology annotation, biological process: transcription elongation by RNA polymerase II; protein phosphorylation; positive regulation of transcription elongation by RNA polymerase II.